UUCUCAGGAGUAAGGUUUAACUUCUAGUAUAUUUAGUAUGUCUGAACAAUUGUCACCACAAAAACCUCUGUUUUCUCUUUUCUUUUGGGUCUCUAAGCAUGAUUUUAGACCAUUUUAAUGCAAUGAGCGUGUCUUUGACAGAGCUGAAUCGACGACGACCAUGAAGGGAAAUCAGAACGGAAAAUUAUGUCUUUCAAAUAGUUUGGGGAGGCAUGCAGUUCCCCUGGAUUUCAAAACGAACUUAGAUCGUAUAGUAUUUGGGACAAAAGCCAUGGAUGAACUUUGUAACAGUUCAAAAAUUUUGGAAGAUUUUGCCAAUGACAGCAAAUAUGGAAUUAUAGAUACUCUGGUGAAGGAAAAUCUGAAUGGAUUCUUGUUUCAUCUAAGUGAUUGUGAGAGGGAUGGAGUUCUAUCGGCUUUAGAUGAAACUUAUCGUAAUGAAAAUGAAUACAGAGAUUCCGAUAUUCCAUGUAUCAAUGCUUCAGAAAUGUACAAGACAGAUACAAAUUUAUAUGCUGAUGAUCAUGUUUCGGAAUAUGAACUGCCUGAGCUGAUAGUAUGCUACAAAGAAAUGAACUGUCAUGUUAAGGACAUAUUUAUUGAUGAAAUUAGGUAUACAGAGGAGAAAAUGAUGAUGGAAAGCUAUAAAUCUGCCUCAGAAAUUUCUUUUGGCAAGGACACAUCAAAGGAAUGUCGCCCCAGUGAUUUAACACAGAUAGGUGAAGCAAACUGCGGUGCAACUGGCAAGGUCGAAACUGAUGUUUCAGAAGAAGGAUGUUUGAAAAAUAGAGCACCUCCCGUGCAAGAGUUUGGAGCAUGGAGUUGCCUCAGGUCAUUUCUCCACGACGUUCCAACACUGCCUGGUCAGAUUCCUUCUGGAAAUUCAAUUUCAGAUAAUCCUUCUGCAAUAUUAGGGGAAACAGAACCAAAUAAAGGAGUUCAGUGCAUAAGCAGAAAAGAGAAUAUUGAAAAUCCCAGUGCACAAUCCUUUAACCACAAGGAUAUGAGAUACGAGGACCAGUCUCCCAAUGGCCGUGUUCAAUUCAUUAGCAGCGAAGACAGAAGUAUUAAAAAUGAAAAUGAUCAAGUCCUUGACGCACAAAAUGUUCAUGAUCAUGAUCAUGAUCAUGAGCAGCAUGAGCUUGGGAAAUCUUUUAGCAUUUCAUUCAUUUCCCAAGUUCAAUGUGAUGAGGAAGAGUCGAGCUUUUCCACAGCAGAUGUUACUACUUAUUCAGGGCCAAUAGCUUAUUCCAGGAGUUCAGAUGUGAACCAUGUCUAA
Molecule: messenger RNA, 1279 nt
Organism: Olea europaea var. sylvestris
Lineage: Eukaryota; Viridiplantae; Streptophyta; Magnoliopsida; Lamiales; Oleaceae
Exons: 3
Coding region: 161-1279 (372 amino acids)
Biological process (GO): regulation of asymmetric cell division
Source: RefSeq, a predicted model, not a curated record